AAAAAAGCUAUUCAAAAGUACAACAACGCAUGCGCAGACGUUUCCGAAUCGUCUUGUAUCUACUGCCCAAAAGUUUCUGAAACAAACCCUUUAAAGACGCAAAAGCCGAUGUAAUGCGCUGGUUUGGGUUUGGUUUUAAUGCUUUUCAACAAAUUCAAACCCAAAAUAAUCCAGAAUACAGCGGCCUCGAUGCCGAGGAAAGGCUGAGCAGUCCGACUGAGCUGAAAGGUCACGUGAACAGAGAUGGUCGCUGUUUUGAGUUUAGUCAAAUCCGAGCAAGCUGGAGCAGAAGAGCAUCGCUGCAUUCGGAUGACGCCGGCUGCGUGUGUGUGGCAGGUUUCGUUAAUGACUCUUGCAGAGGAGUUAUAAAACAAAGCCGUGGCUGCAGAGAUGUUUUCAUCAGUGAGUCCCACCUCACACUCGCUUUCCUGGACAGAGUUGAGUGCUGGGAUCUGCAGAGCAGCGAUGAAACUCCAUCAUGGACCAUGGGCAUUGACACCCAGUCAAAGAGCUCUGCAGCUGUCAAUUUGCCACUGGUUCCUGGUGGUUAUAUAGCCUCCAAACCUCCGUUCUUCCACUCCUUGUCACCUCACAUGCAAGCCAAGAGCCUCGCUUUGGGUGGAGAGCAUGUCAUCCUCCUCACUGCAACUGGAGCUGUUUACACUUGGGGACAGGGAAGUCAUGGUCAGUUGGGACACGGAGGACUCCUCCCUGAGGAGGAGCCCAGGACAGUGGAGGCUCUGUGGGGGAUGAAGAUGAGCUCUGUAUCUGCAGGAGGAUGGCACUCUGUCUGCAUUAGUGAUGCUGGAGACCUUUAUGUGUGGGGCUGGAAUGAAAGUGGACAGCUUGGACUUCCAUCACAAAGGCUGAGAAAAACUUCAGAAAAGAAGACGGACCAACAGGAAGGAGAAUUAAGCCAAAAUAGCAGCACACACCAGGAAGAAGUAUUCAUUUCAAUCCAAGCGUUCCCAGCCCUGUUUGAUGUCACUCCAUUAUGUGAGGUCAAAACAGUGAGUUGUGGCUCACGGCAUACAGCUGCAGUAACAACUUCUGGGGAUCUUUAUACUUGGGGAUGGGGUGAAUAUGGCCAACUUGGACACCAAUCAUUUAGCAGUUCAGAUGAGCCCCAGCGUGUGGAGUUUUUUAGGGCGCAGCAGCUGCAUGUUGUUGGCGUGGUGUGUGGCCCCUGGAACACCUUUGCUGCAGUUGCCAAUGAGGAAGGACUUGCUCCUGAAUAUCCCACAAAACCUCUCAAUAAACAUGGAGAGUAACAUUUUAUACCAAACAAGUAUUCUAACAAUUGAGAUUUUGUAUUUAUUUAGUAUAAUAAAGACGUUGGAAAUUAA
Oryzias latipes (Japanese medaka) is the source of this 1346-nucleotide messenger RNA. It is a transcript of the gene rccd1, whose product is annotated as RCC1 domain containing 1. The record is from RefSeq and is a predicted model, not a curated record. Lineage: Eukaryota; Metazoa; Chordata; Actinopteri; Beloniformes; Adrianichthyidae.